UGCCAACUUUAAGUCUUUAUUUAAAGACAUUGAAAACUCUCAAGCUGCUACUCAAGACUUUACUCAGGUUUCGUCUUCAUCUCAAUUAGGCAAAGAUGACCACUUCUCAAAUAUGUCUCAGGACUCAUAUUGCAUUACUGUUGGAACAACCAAAAAAUUCAAUCCUAAUCAAUUUGGUUGGUACUAUGAGAGUUGUUCCAAAUGCACAAAGUCCUCAAGGUCUAUGGGUGAGAAUUAUACAUGCUCAUGUGGUGAAAAUGUCAAAGUUCCAAUUGCUAGGUACAAAGUUGUUAUUCAAGUUGAAUCCGAAGAACAUAAGGCUGAUUUUGUUUUUUGGGAUAGUGAAUGUCAUGGUAUUAUUGGUACAACUGCUGAAGAACUAAGGGAGAAAAUGAAGAAGGUUGGUGAGGACGAUCCCAAAAUCUAUCCUAUUGAUCUUGACAAGCUACUGAACUUAGAGUUUGCAUAUAAAGUCAAGUACCAAAGUUAUUAUCGUCAAGCUUCCAUUAAUCAGAUGACCAAUGAUCCAACACUUAUUGCUAACAUCAAGCUUCACAUGAAUUUAAAACAUCCUUCACAAUCUGUUGAAAUUUAA
Trifolium pratense (red clover) is the source of this 595-nucleotide messenger RNA. RefSeq lists its product as uncharacterized. Lineage: Eukaryota; Viridiplantae; Streptophyta; Magnoliopsida; Fabales; Fabaceae. The record is from RefSeq and is a predicted model, not a curated record. The transcript is spliced from 6 exons. Bases 113 to 595 code for a protein of 160 amino acids.